AUGUUAUAUGUAAUCACUAAUGCGAUUUUUUUUUUGCUAAAUAAAACAUAUUUUAUUUACGGUCUUUUUCUUCUUCUUCUUCUUCUUCUUCUUCUUCUUCUUCUUCUUCUUCUUCUUCUUUCCCUUCUUCUUCUUCUUCUUCUUUCCCUUCUUCUUCUUCUUCUUCUUCUUUCCCUUCUUCUUCUUCUUCUUCUUCUUUCCCUUCUUCUUCUUCUUUCCCUUCUUCUUCUUCUUCUUCUUCUUUUCCUUCUUCUUCUUCUUUUCUUCUUCUUCUUCUUUCCUUCUUCUUCUUCUUCUUCUUCUUUUCCUUCUUCUUCUUUCCUUCUUCUUCUUCUUCUUUCCUUCUUCUUCUUUUUUCUUCUUCUUCUUUCCUUCUUCUUCUUCUUCUUCAUUUCCUUUUCUCCUUUACCCACCUUCUUUUGCCCUCCUCCUCCUUCUUCUUCUUUUCUUGCCUCCUCUCCCUAUUUCUUCUUCCUUCUUCAUUUUCUUCCGACUCCUUUUUCUUCUUCCUCCUCCUUCUUCUUCUUCUUUUUUCUUCCUCUCCCUUCUUCUUUUCUUCUUCUUCUUCUUCUUCUUCAUUUCCUUUCCGACUCCUUUUACCCCCUCCUUUUGCCCACUUCCUCCUCCUUCUUCUUCUUCACCUUUUUCUCUGCCUCCUCUCCCUUCUUCUUCCUCUUCCUCUUCUUCUUCUUCUUCAUUUACUUUCCGACUCCUUUUACCCUCCUCCUUUUGCCCUCUUCCUCCUUCUUCUUCACCUAUUUCUCCACCUCCUUCCCUUCUUCUUCUCAACCUUCUCCUUCUUCUUUCUUCCCCUUCUCCUUCUUCUUCUUCGUCUUCCUCUUCUUCAUUUCCUUUCCGACUCAUUUUGUCCUCCACCUUUUGCCCUCUUCCUCCUUCUUCUUAACCUUUUUCCCCACCUCCUCCUCUUCUUCUUCUCCAACUUCUCCUUCUACUUUCCCUCCUCCUCCUUCUUCUUCUUCUUCUUCUUCAUUUCCUUUCCGACUCCUUUUACCCUGCUCCUUUUGCCCUCUUCUUCAUCUUUUUCUCCGCCUCCUCUCUCCUUUCUUCCUCUCCACCUUCUCCUUUUCCCUCCUCCUCCUCCUCCUUCUUAUUCUUCGUCUUCAUUUUCUUUCCGACUCCUUUUACCCUCCUCCUUUGCCCUCUUCCUCCUUCUUCUUCACCUUUUUUUCCACCUCCUUCCCUUCUUCUUCUCAACCUUUCCUUCUUCUUUCCCUCCUCCUUCUCCUUCUUCUUCUUCGUCUUCUUCUUCUUCUUCUUCGUUUUCCUCUUCUUCAUUUCCUUUCCGACUCCUUUUACCCUCCUCCUUUUGCCCUCUUCCUCCUCCUUCUUCUUCUUCUUCGUCUUCACCUCUUCUUUUUUUCUCCGCCUCCUCCCCCUUCUUCUUCUUCUCCACCUUCUCCUUCUUUUUUUCCUCCUCCUCCUUCUUCUACAUUUCCUUUCCGACUCCUUUUACUCUCCUUUUUGCCCUCUUCCUCCUUCUUCUUAACCUUUUUCCCCACCUCCUCCUCCUCUUCUUCUCCAACUUCUCCUUCUUCUUUCCCUCCUCCUCCUUCUUCUUCUUCUUCUUCAUUUCCUUUCCGACUCCUUUUACCCUGCUCCUUUUGCCCUCUUCUUCAUCUUUUUCUCCGCCUCCUCCCCUUUCUUCCUCUCCACCUUCUCCUUUCCCUCCUCCUCCUCCUUCUUAUUCUUCUUCUUCAUUUCCUUUCCGACUCCUUUUACCCUCUUCCUUUUGCCCUCUUCCUCCUUCUUCUUCACCUUUUUCUCCACCUCCUUCCCUUCUUCUUCUCAACCUUCUCCUUCUUCUUUCCCUCCUCCUUCUCCUUCUUCUUCUUCGUCUUCUUCUUCUUCUUCUUCUUCGUUUUCCUCUUCUUCAUUUCCUUUCCGACUCCUUUUACCCUCCUCCUUUUGCCCUCUUCCUCCUCCUUCUUCUUCUGCGUCUUCACCUCUCUUCUUUUCUCCGCCUCCUCCCACUUCUUCUUCUUCUCCACCUUCUCCUUCUUCUUUUCCUCCUCCUCCUUCUUCUUCAUUUCCUUUCCGACUCCUUUUACCCUCCUUUUUUGCCCUCUUCCUCCUUCUUCUUAA
Messenger RNA from Acanthosepion pharaonis, 2103 nucleotides. The record is from the annotation of a GenBank genome assembly. NCBI's taxonomy places the organism in Eukaryota, Metazoa, Mollusca, Cephalopoda, Sepiida, Sepiidae.